Eremothecium sinecaudum is the source of this 849-nucleotide messenger RNA. It is a transcript of the gene POM33, whose product is annotated as nucleoporin POM33. The record is from RefSeq and is a predicted model, not a curated record. Gene Ontology annotation, cellular component: endoplasmic reticulum; membrane. The transcript has a single exon. Gene Ontology annotation, biological process: endoplasmic reticulum tubular network organization; membrane organization. NCBI's taxonomy places the organism in Eukaryota, Fungi, Ascomycota, Saccharomycetes, Saccharomycetales, Saccharomycetaceae. Bases 1 to 849 code for a protein of 282 amino acids.
AUGAGCACACAAACUUCCAAGAAUACCACAGAAGCAGGUAAAAACCGGCCCCAGAAACAGAAGGAAAAAGGCCCCGCCGGUGGGCAGUUGGUAAGGCUAACAGACUUGGUUAAAACUCUACAGUUUGCAUGGUUCGCAGGUCAUUUGACAGUGUUGGUGAUGGGGUCGUUGUAUAUCUUAUCCGUGCGUGGAUCUUCCCGGUUCCAUCAGGCAUUAUACUCCCUGCUAUAUCUUGGCGUCUUAGAAUCUUUCGGAAUCAUCGUAUAUCAGCACCAUUAUAAUGCUGGAUCAAAACAACCAGGAAAGGGAUUCACCAUCACGGAGUUAAUACAGGAUGAGAAUUUCCUGUACUGUCUACUAGCAAUGUUAUGGCUAUUUACUCCUCGCUUCCUAUGGACCGUACCCCCCUUCUUCAUCUUUUCGCUUUUUCACGCGCUAACCUACAUCAAGAACGUCAUUCUUCCCGUCGUCUUCCAAGCAGAUGACAAAAAUUCGCUGGUACAGCUCAUUUCGCGUUUCCUACGUGAGAACCAUGACAAGUCCCUAAGCUGGUCGUGUACUAGCGAACUUUUAUGUUAUGUUGUUGUCAUCUUCCGCGCCCUAGCCUUUAGACCGAGUUCCUGGAUUGUCUUCGUGCUUUAUUCUAUUUUCAUUAAAGCACGUUACGAACGCUCCGCAAACAUGAAAACAGUUGUGCGUAAAUGGGAAGCUAGAGUCGAUGGUUUAGUAUCUCAUCCACAAGUUCCCCCAGCUCUCAAAAGGAUUUAUGCCUCAUCCAAGAUGUAUAUCAGCAAAUUGGGCAAUUACGCAAUCACUAGACAAAGUGUUCCUCCUUCCAAACAGAACUAA